Messenger RNA from Talaromyces proteolyticus, 1503 nucleotides. Its product is annotated as putative HLH transcription factor. Gene Ontology annotation, cellular component: RNA polymerase II transcription regulator complex. The transcript has 4 exons. Gene Ontology annotation, molecular function: DNA-binding transcription factor activity; protein dimerization activity. Gene Ontology annotation, biological process: positive regulation of transcription by RNA polymerase II. The record is from RefSeq and is a predicted model, not a curated record. Lineage: Eukaryota; Fungi; Ascomycota; Eurotiomycetes; Eurotiales; Trichocomaceae. Bases 1 to 1503 code for a protein of 500 amino acids.
AUGGAACCCUCUGUGGCACACCGGCCUUGGGAGGACAUCAAGCCUGGCUUCCAGACGCCUCCCACAGCGAUGACAACGCAGACCCUUCCAUCGAUAUCCACGCUGACUGCCAGCAUGAGCAACAGCAAUGUUCCUCCUGCAGAAAAAUCGCCAGCGAGCUCAAUGAACACGCUCGAGCGGGACUCGGGCAACUGGUCUAUGCCUCAAAGCACAAGAUCAUCUACCUACUCGCAAACCACAAACGGCACUGGCGCCAACAAUUACCACUCGAUGACUUUCCUCAACUCCUCGCAGCCAUCUCCCAACCGCCAUUCGGGCGUUUCUGACCGAUCGCCGCUCAAUCAAGACCAAUCUACGACUCCUUCACCCGCCGGUGCCCAUCCAUCCCCAGGUUUUGCCGCUACACAGCCUCCCUCCAACCUUCCUUCUAUCAAUCAGAAUUUUGAAGCUGUGUCGCACCGGGGCAGCAUUAUUGAACCCCCCGAGUCGCGACGAAGCAGUGUUGAUAGCCGAGUGAACCAAGGGAUCAGCGCUUUGGCCAUUAACCCAGCCUCCCCCUACCACAGCACGAACGCCUCCCAAUCUUCAAUUGUCUCUGGUCUACAAAGAGAGCGAGGGAUUUCCAACGACUACAACAAUGCCAAUGGUUUUCGCGGCCCGCGAUAUUCUGGCCAGCCCUUGUCUCCACUGGGUCCCCGCGGUGGCGAUCAACGCGGAUUCACUUCCGGACGUACUGCCCCGGCGAUUUCAUCCAACCCUCGAUCUGAGAUCUACAAUGCAGAGGCUCCGACGGCUGGGAUGGCCUAUGCUUUUCCCGAUCCCGAUGUCGCCCGUUCUAGCUCGAGUUUGAACUCCCAAGACAAGCAGACACCAACCCCGUUCUCACGCAAGGGGAGUAUGGCAGAGUCUCUUAACAGCAGUGUAUACUCGGCGGAAACACGGCUGCCCCGUGGUCAGCAAGAAUUGCCGCAGAGUGUGCACCACCAUUCGCUCCAGCACAAACAAGUACGCGGUCUUAUGGGCGAUGCUGAGGCCGCUAACAAUGCUACACCAUACAGCCGAACUCCGGAACUUCGAGUGACCCACAAGCUCGCAGAGCGAAAGCGUCGUAGUGAAAUGAAGGACUGCUUUGAGAUGCUGAGAAUGAGACUUCCACAAAGCCAAAAUAACAAGUCUAGCAAAUGGGAGACACUGACGAGAGCUAUUGAUUAUAUUACCUCGCUCGAAAAACAAGUUGCAUCAUCACGUCGGGAGACAAACGAUCUUCAACGUGAGGUACAGGAGCUGCGGGCCCAACUCGGCGGACAGCAAGUCAAUGGACAGAGCCGACUAUAUGAUAGCCAUUCAAUAAAUGGCCCGCAAACAAACGGGUCGUCCCAGCCCGGGACUUACCCUACAUAUGCAUCGGGUAUGGCUGUUGAUCAGCCGCGAACUUUGCCGCCUCUCAUUAAUGGCUCUGUAGCAGCUAUGCAAGGGGUGCAGUACACGGAAGAGCGAAGAUAA